GUUUCCAGUGCAGUUGCAGAUGUUACCGGAAAAGUGAAGAGAUAUCUGGACAACAAGGAACCGACAACUGAGAACGUCCCUCUGAAAUCUGUGCGAGAGGCUGAAUAUGUGGAGUCCUGCCUGAAUCUGUCCGAGCUCCCAGAACUCAAGAGCCUCGGCGCGACGGUACUCGCUUACAGAACAUCAAACUGCCCUUGUCUGAAGGUCACAGCAGCUAAAGACAAUAUCAAAGACGCGGUGCGUGUCGUACAGCAGCAGAGCUCAUCCAUUCUUAUGGAGAGCCAUAAAUAUAGCAAAGCAGGAGAAGCAAAGUUUCUGGAGAAAAAUGAAGCCAACAUGAAGACCAAAGCUAAGGAGAUGCAGUGCAGUCUGUAUUUAUCACAAGAGCAUGUGGUCAAAUCCAGCCCUCCAAAGAGCUUCACACACAAAAUAGGCAACUUCAUGACUCUGAGUAUCGCAGAAGGAGACCUGCACCAUUUCACAGCCGACGCUUUGACCUGUCCAAUGAAUGCCAAUCUAGCUUUCGGUAACCCUGUGGCUCAGUGCUUUCUCCAGUUCGGAGGAGACGAGAUUUCAGAGGUGUGUAAAACUCAGCAGAAGCAACAGCAGAGUCUUCUGCCUGGAGACGUGGUGCUCAGUGAUGCUGGGAAACUCAACGCCGGGACGCUCAUUUACGCCGUGUUGCCUCAGAAAGGACAGAGGCUGGACUCUCACUACCUUCAGUCAGCCGUGUAUAACAGUCUCCUGAAAGCUGAAGGAAAAGGAUGCGCCUCGAUGGCACUCCCAGCAGUCGGUUGUGAAAGCUUCGGCUUCUCUGUCAAAGACAGCUGCGUGGCACUCCGAGCCGCUGUACUGCAGUUCUGCAGCGACCGUCAGAAUUCUCCUAAAAACAUCAGAUGCAUCAGUAUAGUGGAUUCAGACGAGGAGAUCGUUGAGGAGUACAACACUCUGAUCCAGGAACUAGGAUUUCCUGACACAUCUACAACGGUUCCCCUACAAUCCUUGAAGCUAAAACACGGAUCAGACACGAGAGUGCUGAUCAAUGGUGUGCCAAUAUGCCUGAAAAACGGCGACAUCACCAAAGAGACGGUGGAUGUCAUUGUGAAUUCAACCAACAAAAGUUUAGAUCUGAACACCGGCGUCUCUGGUGCCAUCUUAAAAGCUGCUGGACAAUCUGUUGUUGACGAAUGCAAAAAGCAAGCUCCUCAGAAAACAGGUGCAGCAGUGCUGACGGGUGCUGGAGCGCUUCAGUGUAAGUUUAUCGCACAGAUGGUUGGGCCAGACAGCACCGCCGACAUCACAUCAUCUCUGGAAAUGGUUCUGAACCUCUGCGAAGCCAAAACAGCCACAACUCUGGCCAUUCCUGCGAUUGGAACAGGACGAGGUGGCUUUGCCCCGAAGGAAUCGAUCAAAGCCAUCUUCACAGCCCUCGAGAAACAUCUGAAGGAGCCGAACUCAUCCUGCUUCCGAAGCAUCACUGUAGUGGCAUUUGAACAAAAGACCUUUGAUGACUUUCGUGACCAUUUUAAAGUGUGGAAUAAGCCUGCGUCCGGCAAGAUGCCAGAAAAUCAAGUCAAAAUUGUAAGCGUCAGAAUUGAGGUAAAGAAAGGAGACAUCACUAAUGAAACCGUCCGGGGGAUCGUCAACACCACCAACAGGGACAUGAGCUUGAGAGGAGGAGUGUCUGGUGCCAUAUUUAAAGCAGCUGGAGCAUCUGUGGAGCAGGAGUGCCAAAAGCACGGUGCACUGCAGAAUGAUGUCGCAGCCGUGACCAGCGGUGGAAACCUGCAUUGUGACUUCAUCAUUCACAUGGUCGGCCCGCACUCGGCGGCAGAGGUGAGAUCCCGCGUGAAGAACGUUCUGGAGUGCUGUGAGGAGAAGCAGAUCACCACGGUCUCCUUCCCUGCCGUGGGCACCGGUGGCGGAGGCGUUCAGGAUGAGGACGCCAUCGGUGCGAUGCUGCAAGGCUUUGAAGAUCAUCUGUCUCAAAACGUCUCAACGGUGAUCAAGCUCAUCUACAUUGUGAUUGACCGGGACAACGUCCUACAAGAGUUUCAGAAAGGUCUCAAAACAUGGAUUGCGAAGUCACAGGAGAGUGAAGAUGAUGAAUAUGAUGAAUAUGAUGAUGAUGAUGUCCGAAGCAUCACUGUAGUGGCAUUUGAACAAAAGACCUUUGAUGACUUUCGUGACCAUUUUAAAGUGUGGAAUAAGCCUGCGUCCGGCAAGAUGCCAGAAAAUCAAGUCAAAAUUGUAAGCGUCAGAAUUGAGGUAAAGAAAGGAGACAUCACUAAUGAAACCGUCCGGGGGAUCGUCAACACCACCAACAGGGACAUGAGCUUGAGAGGAGGAGUGUCUGGUGCCAUAUUUAAAGCAGCUGGAGCAUCUGUGGAGCAGGAGUGCCAAAAGCACGGUGCACUGCAGAAUGAUGUCGCAGCCGUGACCAGCGGUGGAAACCUGCAUUGUGACUUCAUCAUUCACAUGGUCGGCCCGCACUCGGCGGCAGAGGUGAGAUCCCGCGUGAAGAACGUUCUGGAGUGCUGUGAGGAGAAGCAGAUCACCACGGUCUCCUUCCCUGCCGUGGGCACCGGUGGCGGAGGCGUUCAGGAUGAGGACGCCAUCGGUGCGAUGCUGCAAGGCUUUGAAGAUCAUCUGUCUCAAAACGUCUCAACGGUGAUCAAGCUCAUCUACAUUGUGAUUGACCGGGACAACGUCCUACAAGAGUUUCAGAAAGGUCUCAAAACAUGGAUUGCGAAGUCACAGGAGAGUGAAGAUGAUGAAUAUGAUGAAUAUGAUGAUGAUGAUGGAGAUGAUGAGUUGGAGGAUUACAGCUCAACGGAUGAAAGCUCCUCAUCUGACCAAGGAGCUGACGCCAGCGCAAACCCAGUGGAGGUGAUGAUGGGCCUGAUUAAAGUCAAGGUGCUUUGCGGAGACAUCACCAAAGAGACUGUCGAGGCUAUUGUUAACAGCACGACGACAAGCCUCGAUUUGAACACAGGUGUAUCAGGAGCCAUUCUCAAAGCAUCAGGACAAAUGGUGGUGAACGAGUGCAAAUCAAAAGCGCCUCAGCCCGCCGACGGCGUGAUCCUGACCACAGCUGGAAAUCUUUCAAAUAUCAAACACAUCAUCCAUAUGGUUGGGCAGACCAAUGAGAAAGGCAUCAGCAGCUCCAUGUACAAAGUUCUGGGGAUGUGCGAAGAAAAUAAGAUUCAGUCGGUUUCAUUCCCAGCUCUUGGAACAGGAGCAGGAAACUUGGCUGCUGCAGGGGUUGCCAAUGCAAUGACAGAAGCUCUGACUAACUUUAUGAAGGACUCACCGAAACACCUGAAGCGCGUCCACCUUGUGAUCUUCCAAGCGAAACUGCUGCCAGACUUUCAGGAAGCUGUCAAGAAGUGCAAGAAGAUUUCUCGAAAUGCUUCUGCGCAUCAGGUCAAACCCCUCCAGCAACCGGUGAUCCCUGUGCUGACACAGCGACCAGCUAUUUGUCUAGCCAAAGAAACGGCCGCUGUAUCGUUCCCGGUUAUGGCCGUUGAUGUUUACGGGACGUCCCCUACAAACCUCGCCAAGGUCAAGAAGCUCCUGGACGAGCUGGUCAAGCAGGAGUGCUUCAGUAUAGACGUCCAGUUGAGCCACAACACAGACCUUCCUGAAACGGACAAGAAGGCCAUCGUGGCCCUCAGCCGAGCCAAUCAAGUCAGCGUUCUGGUGGCCAGUUCAGAUAAGUUAACAGUAUCAGGGAAGAGAGACGACGUCUUAGAUGCUGUGCUGAAGAUAAACGGCUUCAUCCAGGCAGCGCGAGACCGAGAGAAGCGUGAAGGUGAGGUGAAACGUCUGCGGGAGACGCUGUGCUGGGAGGUGGCGAGAGGAGAACGCUGGGAGUCACUGGAGCCCAACAUCAGCUACGACAUCGAGCUCACCUUCCACCGCAAAGAGAAGAGCUUCCAGUACCAGGAGAACGGAGACACCUACACUGUGGACUUCAAACAGAUGGAGGUCACAAACAGCAAGCGGGAGUCCUGCAGGAUCAAGAGGACUCUGCUGGGGGAUUCUGAUACGGCAAUCAUUCAUCCCCCUCCAACAUGGACCAAAAUGGAUGGACGGGAUUUAGAAAUAAUCACAUUACAAUCAAAUUCAGUAGAGUACAAGAACAUAGAAACAGCCUUUCUGAAAUCCAGCAUACACCGUGAUGUGAAGCCCGUCCAGGUUCAACAGAUCGACAGGAUUCAGAGUCAGUCGCAGUGGCAGAGAUACUGUGUGCUGAAACAGGCCGUGGAUAAGAAAUACCCCAAACAGACAAACGAGCGCCAGCUUUAUCACGGAACGACCAAAGAGAUAUGCCAGAAAAUCAACAAGAACGGCUUCAACCGCAGCUUCUGUGGGAGAAACGCGGUCUAUCACGGCGAAGGCACCUACUUCGGUAAAGAGGCCUGGUACUCCUGCCAGGACAAGUAUUCCAACCCAGACGACAAAGGGCUGAAGUACAUCUACCGAGCGCGAGUGGUGACGGGCUCGCUGUGUAAAAGCAGAGAAGGAAUGAAGGAGCCGGAUCCGAUCAACCCUGCAGACCCGCGGGCCGGACUGCACGACUGCGCCGUGGACAGCCUCCAGAACCCGUUCAUCUUCGUGGUGUUCUGUGACGCGGGAGCGUAUCCAGAGUACCUCAUCACCUUCAAAUCCAUAUAGUCCUCCAGCCAACUCUACAAAUGCACAUUUACCCUGAAUGCUGCUGGCAGAGGUUAUGGGAGAGUCUAGAUUGCUUUUAUAACUGAGACAAAAACGUGAAGAUGUUUUCACACAUAACAUUCUUCAGUAGGGCUGUCAAUUAAAAAAUCACUUCAUUAAUUACAUGAUAAUUGCAUAGAUCAGUAUCAGCUAAGGAAAGCUCCCAAAUGAGGAAAACUUCAAAGACAUCAAAGGGAUCGUUCACCCGAAAAUGAAAAUUGUCUGCAUUUACUCACCCUCAUGUUGCUCCAAAAGAGUUGCUGGUCCCCAUUGACUUCCAUAACGGUGUUUUAUUCUCCACACUAUUGAAGUCAAUGCUACCAGCAUCUGUUUGGUUAUCAACAGUCUUCAAGAUCUCUUCUUUUGUGUUCAAUAGAAGAAAGA
This is a messenger RNA of Sinocyclocheilus grahami, 5103 nucleotides long. RefSeq names its product poly [ADP-ribose] polymerase 14-like. The record is from RefSeq and is a predicted model, not a curated record. The transcript is spliced from 26 exons. NCBI's taxonomy places the organism in Eukaryota, Metazoa, Chordata, Actinopteri, Cypriniformes, Cyprinidae. Gene Ontology annotation, cellular component: nucleus; cytoplasm. The annotation marks the transcript as partial. Gene Ontology annotation, molecular function: transcription corepressor activity; NAD+ poly-ADP-ribosyltransferase activity. Gene Ontology annotation, biological process: negative regulation of gene expression.